This is a messenger RNA of Spirodela intermedia, 4503 nucleotides long. The record is from the annotation of a GenBank genome assembly. Lineage: Eukaryota; Viridiplantae; Streptophyta; Magnoliopsida; Alismatales; Araceae.
AUGGCUUCAUCUGUUUCCUCGAAGCUCUACAGCGGUAGAGAAGCUCUCCUUUCCUCUCUUUCCCUUCCUUUUGUCCCUUCUCUAUCUUCGUGUGCUUUCCCGCUAACUAUCUGCUCGGUUCUUUGUUCUCUAACCCUAAUUUUUUCUUCGAGCAGACGAUGUCAGUUUGGUGGUUGUCCUCCUGGACGUGAAUCCUUUCUUCUGGGCCGGUGUCAAUGCCAACUCCGGCACGAACCAACCCGCUGCCGCCCUGUCAUUUUCCAAAUUCCUCAGUCACGUCGGCAUCUGAUGAAUCCUGUUCCCGGCAGAAGCUUCUCAAUCAGUUCUGAUCGUUCCGUUUUGCUCAUCGUGGUCAGGUGUUACCGUUCGUGAGCUCGAUUUUACUCAUCAACCCGCUCAACCAGGUUGUUGUCAUCGCCGCUGGUGUCAAGUCGUGCGGCUAUAUCUAUGACUCCGGCGGCGGUAGCGACGGGACCAGUGUCUCAGAUCUUCGUGCUGGAUUUCUGCGGAGGCUGGAGGAGUUCGUAGAGAGGGACCGGCAGCUUUGCAGGGAUGGGGAGCGGGCGGCUGCAACUACCUCCUCAUUGCUGUCUGGGUCCCUCUCGCUUGCUCUUUGCUGUAUCCGCCCUGACUUUACAGAAUUUUGGCCGUUGAUUUCUCCUCUUGGUCUGGGAUGUUUUGAAAUUUUACGUGUCCUUAACCUCCUGAUAACAGACAUCCAAAGAGUGUUUCGCUCUGGAAUACUUCAUCCUCAACCGAGAGUAAGUGCCCACCUCAUUCUAGUCGGUUUGCCUCUUUACACAUUCUCUGAAUCUCCUUUUUACGGCUUCGGCAUCAUGCAGCCACCUCCCAAAGCCAGCUUAUGCAUAAUGAUAGAUCUGUAUAAAGUGUUUAGUACCAGUAGGUAUUUUUUAAAGAAAAGGUGAUGUUUAAUUUUACUUGCAAAGUAGUUACUGUAAAAGGUGAUGCUUAGUCUAAAAUCAUAAUAAUCUCUGCUCUCUUCAAGAACGAAACUAUCUCUUAAACUGUGAACUAAGUAGCUGUUACAGAUUUUAUGCUUGCAGGGUUCUCCAGAUGGACCAGACCAGUAAGCUUCAGAUUUUACACUGCAUUACUUUGACUCAUGACGGUUUGAUUCUAACUUGGAAAGAGUAAAUUGGUAGAUAUGUUGCCGUGAUGAAUGCAAUCUUCUCAGCCCAGCGCUCCGUGGUAAGUGUAAACUGUGAUUUAUAUUUUCCAUUCGAGUGAAUAUUUACUCGUUUAAAGAAUGGAGUCAUCGGAAGUUUAUGUUACCCUCAAGGUUAUUGUGUUCAACUUACAGUAGUAAUAUCCUAUCGUUAUCGUGAUAUAAAUUGGAUCAGACAACCUGAUUGUGAAAUCCCAAUCAGGACUAGAUCAGACAAAUCAGAAAGAUUCUGUGCUGGCUGAAGUGGAUCUAUUUUUUUGUUUCAUUAGUUUAUAUACGUAGCGGGGGGGUUGUAUCAUAAAAAAAAAAUAAAAAAUUCAAAUGAUUAAGUCGUAAAAAUUCCAAGUAUCAUGCCUUUGUGCUAUGAUAACAUCUACGAUGUAAUUUUUUGUAUGUAUUUUAAAAUGUUAAUAGAUAAGCGUUGGUGAAAUACUCUUCUUGUACAGAAAUAACUUCUGCUUAAGUGUGACUGCCUAGACUUGGAUGUUGUCCGGAUUAUUAUCUUAUAAGAACAGGUAGUAUUCAACUGAUUAGAAUAUAAUUUAAAAAAUGCUGUCAAUGACGAGCUGCAUUACUCCCAUGCUUAUUUAAGGUUCAACUCGCACAUUCUUUAAUAUGUCCAUGCCAAUAGCGAUUGAAGGUUGAGUUUACAUUUUGGUGGCUGGAUUUAUUUUAAUCUUUAUUUUCUUCCGAGGGGUGGGUUUGGGGUUCGGGGCUCAGUGAUAAGUAGUUAAUGCUUGUUGUCCUUAUCAUUCAAUAAUAUUUUUCUUGUCACAAUCUUGAUCGUUACUUGUUUCUGGUUGAUAUUGAAGAGGGGUCGCUUGUCAUAAUUUCUCCAGGUUCCUAUAGAUUCAUGUGUCGUGGGAAUCCGACACUCUGCAUUUCUGCAACAGGUACCCUCGUCAUCUUGCGCAGAUAAAUUCCUUUUCGUUUUUCUGGAUAUCAUUCCUUUUUAAUCUCUCCAAUUAUGUCUAACCCUGGUUAGUUUGCAGGCAUCACAUAUAACGGGUGGAAUUUAUUUGAAACCUCAGCAACUCGACGCCCUGUUUCAAUAUCUCUCUGUAUGGACAGAAGAAUCCAUUGCUUUACUCUCUGUCUACAGUCUUCGUUUAAUCUGCAAUGUUCAUUGAUUCAUGGACUUGUUUCGUUUCAUGUACAUUUUUGGGAAAAAGCUCGAGUGGGUCCGGGGCAUCUGUCGCUCUUUACCUUCCUACAUGACAGAAUGUGAUGGUAGAGGGGAGGAGAUUACGAGGGAGAUAAGACUCUGAGUAGCCAAAGUUGUGUCAUCAGGGGUGCUUGGGUGGAAUCAUGAUUCUGUAAAAUGCACAUUGAGUUCUCACAGACUGAGAGGAGAGCUGUUUCUGUGGGAACCCUAAACUUUCCUACACGGAUAGAAAUGAGCCGAGUAGUCCAACACAUUCAAGAACAAGGCUCAAACUCUUCCUUGAACGUAGCAACAAUAUAGUUCAUGCAGGCUUUCUUAGUGGAUUUUUUUAUGCUUUUACCGGUCUUGAGGAGAUAACCAGAGGCGUUAGACACACUGGUUAAAAAUGGUCACUCUCUGUUACGAUCCUCUUGCCUAGCAGACAGAAACAGACUCCCACUGCCCGUCUUUGAUCCGUUGACCUGCAGAUCGCUGGUUAGAGAUCGAUUCCUUUAAGAGGCACACUCAUUGGGCAUGUGGUGCGGGGAAUCUGCAUGGCUCCUGAUCAUUUUUUUCAAUGAGUCUCUGUAGUUUGCACAGAAGGUGUGAUGUUCAGACUGGUUAGUCAAUCGCAGAAGGCUUUCAAGAACCCUUGCGGAUCUGUAAUGGUUCAGAGGCUCGAGUGGGCACUUUGGAAUUUCAUGUGAGAAUCAACAUUGAUAGUUAUUCUCAUUGAAAACCUACUUCAUCAUCUUGAUGGACCAGGAUACUUUGGCGAAAUCUGUAUAUUAAUGCCUGCAGCCCUCUGUAAAUCGAUACCACAUCUGACAAAAUAAAAUAAAUUAUAUGCUACGGAUGACGAUAUGCACAUUAAUAUCGUUAUGAAAUACAGAAAGCUAGUUAGCUUUAUAUGUGUAGCUCGUCGUUUUGCUUUAUUUAUUUAUUAUCAUUAUUAUUUUAUUUUAUUUUACAUAUGCAGGCAUAAUUGGUCAAUGGCUGAUAUUUCUGCUACCCAGUUCAUCCUGAUCGCCAGAUUUAUCUUUAAAGAUAUAAUCUCUGUUUUUGUGCGUUUUCUAAUGAGACCGGUGGAUGAACAUUGUCUUAAAAUGUACAGGUAGUGUUUGCAGCUGACUUGCAAUCGCGGAGUUUUCUUCAACUUCCCAAAUCGGCUGGGGUUGACUUCCGUGCCUCGUAUGUCGUAACCCACUUCAUUCUACUAGGACGUCCCAUCAUCAUCACAGCUUCGUUUCUCAUUCUUUUAUCUUAAUCUUGUUAUCCCCACUCUAAUAGGCAGCGGCGACGAUUGACUCAGAGUAUGCUCUUGUGCCUAUUUUUGUGGUUGGUUGCCCAAAAUAGUCGUUUUUUAUGGGAGAACAGCCAGCAGUUCUUGGUCUGGUUGACUUUUGUGACACGAUGUUUCUUGCCAUGCAUGCAUCUAACCCAGUUGUUUAUUUAUUUAUUUAUUUAUUUAUUAUGCACCAUCAUUUUCUAUAUUUCUGGACUUAUUCUGUUUUGAUAAUGUUCUUGUUCCAAGGAUCGCUGACUUUCUGGCAUUGUUGCAGGUGUUUCUGCCACAAGAAGCCGAUCGACAGGGGCUAUGUCUGUUCGGUGUGCCUUUCUAUUUUCUGCAAAACCCACAAGAAAUGCUCUACAUGUGGGUGAGUCCCCGCUCUCUCACCAAUCCAGCUUAACGUGUGAUGUUCCCUCUGUUGACUUUUUCCAUGAUUUCCGCUCUCUUUCAUUAGUUUUUAUUCAUGAUAAUUAUCUUAUCUAUCUGUUCCCCACGACAUUAGUUCAUGAUGAUUUUUAUCCCCUCCGUUGACUUUUUUGCCCUUCUCGUUUCUUAUCUGCUGCUGUGAUCUUUUUGUUCAUGAUUUGAGUAUGUUUGAUCUGUAUGUUCCUGAUAACAUCGGGGUCGGAGAGGAAGCGCCGUUGACCUUGUGAAAUGGUCUCCGAUCAAGAUGAUCCCAUAUUUGGAAUUCCCGUUUUUUUCGGGUGUGAUUUCAAUCUGUUUUCAUAGAAAAAUUAUUCAGAGCGGCGGCGGGAUCGAUUUAUAUGUAAAGUUAUAUGUAAAUCUGAAUCUUCUUCCCCGUGCAGCUCGGAUUUCAAGCAGGCCUCUGCAGAUUCUCGGUCAAAGUCAGACAGCAAGAGGAAGACCCUCGAAGCCUCCUAG